AUGAUGGGCACGCAAUCAGCCCCGCCCACUUACCUCCCUUUGCACUGGAAAACUGGGGCGGAUGUCCCUCCAGAGCAGGGGGUCCUGGAUGGAAUAAUGCGGGCUCCCUGCGUCGUCCCUUUGCUGAGCACCUCCACCCAGUCCCUCCGCCUCAGGGAAUUUGUCCACUACCUGAGAACCCCCACAAGGGGUCCUGCCAGCCUUGGGCUCAGGCACCGGGGGAGGGGGCCAGGCUCCUUCACCACAGCCGCUCCCCCUGCCGCUGUCCCUCCCUGGUCUGAGUUUGGAAGAAAAGCAAGACAGGACAGUGGGAAGAGGACUGAGAGGAGAGACAGUGUUCCCACUUGUGGCUUACUGACCCAAAUCCCACACCACAGUCCGGCUUGGGGCCAUAGGUCUUCUGCCUCACCAUCCUCCCUCCCCCUCCUCCCUGGAGCCUUCAGACCCCCAUCACCUGAAGUGGGUGACGGCUCAGCUCCUGCCUCUGGCCUGCACCGGCCCCUGGCAGCCCAGACUCCUGGCCUUAGAGGGGGAGAGCUGUCUACUGUGGAAAACAGCCAAGGAACCAGAGCCGUCCGUUCAUCUGGGCAACGCGCCCGAUGUCUUCACCAGAAAUUCUUCCUAAAGUCGACCCUAACAUUCCCUCUACGUGCCCUGCACCAGCUGGCUCCAAGCCGGGCUUUCUUCCCAGUUCAGCCAGCCCUGCUCCUUCUGCCGAAGCGGGACUAUCAGGCAGAGCAAGAGCCCAGUUCCAAAAACGAAAACAAAAGUCUCUGCUCAUUCCCAGCGCUCACCUUCUCUGUGCACCGUGUCCACCCCCGGCCACCACAGAAACCCACAGGGCACUGGAGCCUUCAUCCCAAAAUGAGUCAAGGUCCCUCAGAGGGGGUUGAACCAGGGUACAGGAAUUUCCCUUCAUGUCAAGCAAGGGCUUUACUUGACACCAACCUCUGUCCAGCCUUCUUGGCCCUUGGAGCCAAGAUUGGCUUCCCUGCUCAGAGGGGCCAGAGCUCCUGUGGGCAAACCCAGUUGUCCCCUGGAGAUGCCUUCCUCCCUGACCUCUGA
Lontra canadensis (Northern American river otter) is the source of this 1065-nucleotide messenger RNA. RefSeq lists its product as uncharacterized. The record is from RefSeq and is a predicted model, not a curated record. Lineage: Eukaryota; Metazoa; Chordata; Mammalia; Carnivora; Mustelidae.